Silurus meridionalis is the source of this 2330-nucleotide messenger RNA. It is a transcript of the gene dpf3, whose product is annotated as D4, zinc and double PHD fingers, family 3. Gene Ontology annotation, biological process: nervous system development. NCBI's taxonomy places the organism in Eukaryota, Metazoa, Chordata, Actinopteri, Siluriformes, Siluridae. The record is from RefSeq and is a predicted model, not a curated record. The transcript is spliced from 12 exons. Bases 100 to 1278 code for a protein of 392 amino acids. Gene Ontology annotation, cellular component: nBAF complex.
CUCUCUCUCUCUCUCUCUCUCUCUUUUUUUUUUCUUCUUUCUUCAUAAGGUUCCCCAAAAAGUCUCAGUUUUGGGUUUAUUGGUUUGCAGCCCUGCAACAUGGCGACUGUUAUUCACAAUCCACUAAAAGCGCUCGGAGAUCAGUUCUAUAAGGACGCUAUCGAGCACUGUCGCAGCUACAACGCUCGCCUGUGCGCCGAGCGCACCGUCCGAAUGCCUUUCCUGGACUCUCAGACGGGCGUGGCUCAGAACAACUGCUACAUCUGGAUGGAGAAGCGACACAGGGGGCCAGGUCUGGCCUCUGGUCAGAUGUAUACCUAUCCCGCCCGCUGUUGGAGAAAGAAGAGGCGACUGCAUCCGCCAAUCGACCCUCAACUCAGACUGUGCGAACUCAGGCUUGAAGCUGAGUUGACGCAGAAGAGAGAAACUUCCUCGGCCGAGGCCACGGCUCUGGAGGGGCUGAUCAGAGGAGACGUUCUUCUGGAUAAAAAGAGCAGCAGCUCAAAAGAGGAAGAAACACUGCUAGAGAUUCAGAGGGUGCUGGAGGCUGAGGAAAAUGGAGACUGUUUCCAUGACGACGAAGAGUUUGAAGUGGAGACUCCGAAGAGGAAACAGAAGGGCAAAGGCAGGGGUCGAGGUUCGAGCCGUAAGAAGACUGAGGCAAUGACGGGCGACGAUCAGGACAAACCCUACGCGUGUGACAGCAAAUGCAAACAAAAGCAUAACUCAAAAAGUGCUGACUCGGUUUGCGGUAAGCGUUAUAAGAACCGGCCUGGUCUGAGCUACCACUACACCCACACACACCUGGCUGAGGAGGAAGGCGUGGAGGAGCGAGAACCCGAGGUCCCUCAGUCACCACCGGAUAAAAAGACUCAAAACCACAAGUUGCAGAAGGGUUUGGACGGCGCGGUUAUUGCUAAUGACUACUGCGACUUCUGUCUGGGAGACUCUGGCUCUAACAGGAAGACGGGCCAAGCCGAGGAGCUGGUGUCGUGUUCAGACUGCGGACGCUCCGGUCAUCCGACUUGCCUUCAGUUCACAGAGAACAUGAUGCAGGCGGUGAGGACGUACCAGUGGCAGUGUAUCGAGUGUAAAUCCUGCAGCCUGUGUGGCACCUCGGAGAAUGACGAUCAGCUCCUGUUUUGUGAUGAUUGUGACAGAGGAUAUCACAUGUACUGUCUCAAACCUCCCAUGACUCAGCCGCCUGAAGGGAGCUGGAGCUGCCAUCUUUGUUUGGACCUUCUGAAGGACAAGGCAUCUGCUUUUGGAGAACCAUGAACACCAUAAAUCCUUCCACGAGAGCAGAAAUCUCCGUCUCAUCUCCAUCGCACAACGUCACACCCGGUCCACUCUGAAAGCUACCUCACGACCUCAGACUAUCAUCCUGAAAAUGCGAAGUCCAAACACAUCUGUUUAGAAUGAGGUUAAAAGUAAAAUAUCCGGUCUUUAUUCAUUAUACAACUUUUUUUUUUAAUAAUCUCUUGGGAUAAACUUUGAUUUCGCCCAUACAGAUCUCCAAGUCCUUCAAUCUACAGAGAAAUGCAGAAUAUAACAGAUGAGAUUUGGAUAUUUUGGACCCGAAAAACUUUUCCGAAGUUUCCUCUCUGUUUAAUGUGUAGAUUUUCACCUUGAUUUCUUCCCUCGUCACAUCAUAUAUUAGCUUCUCUAUUCUUGUCAUCGUCUCUCCUUCUUCCUCUUCCUCGGUUCUCUAUAAUGCAUUAGCGGCUCUAUUUUCAGAGCCAAUUAAUCAAGAGCGAUCUGCUGAAUAUUUUAUCUUUUCCUAGCAAGAAGUGUCGAAUAGACAAAGCUGUUUCCGGUCUCUAAAAUGAUCUGUGCGUCUUUUUUCGACAUCCCAUUCCACAUUUAGUCUCCAUUUGCUCUGAUAAUGUUCUCCACUCUAGAUUUUGUGUAGAUUUAUUCAGUCACAAGGGUGUUAGUAAAGUCAGGUGGUGAUGUAGGUGAGGAGGCCUGGGGUGCUGCCAGUGUUUACUUUCAUCCCAAAGGUGUUCAAUAGCUCUAAAGCACGAGAUCCUACACAUCUUCCACGGGUUGAAAAGCAGAUCUUCAUGGAGCUGACUUUGUGCACAGGUGCAUUGUCAUGCUGGAACAGGUUUUGGGUCUCCUAGUUGAAGUGAAGGGGAAUUUCAUGCUCCUAAGACAUGAAAUUCCAAAAACAUAUCGCUGGGUGUCCUAAUACUUUUGGCCAGAUAUGUAUAUUUAAAUACAAGCAACAUGACGAGUAUUUUAGUCACAUUCUGUUGUUGUUUGUCUUUUUUUUACCCCCCUUGUUUUUUACUUUUUGCAGCGUAAUAAAUGAAACGAAAUGAAAA